This is a messenger RNA of Pieris napi, 1880 nucleotides long. RefSeq lists its product as uncharacterized. Gene Ontology annotation, cellular component: nucleus; cytoplasm; cyclin-dependent protein kinase holoenzyme complex. Gene Ontology annotation, molecular function: cyclin-dependent protein serine/threonine kinase regulator activity. Gene Ontology annotation, biological process: mitotic cell cycle phase transition; regulation of cyclin-dependent protein serine/threonine kinase activity. Bases 316 to 1626 code for a protein of 436 amino acids. The transcript has 5 exons. The record is from RefSeq and is a predicted model, not a curated record. Lineage: Eukaryota; Metazoa; Arthropoda; Insecta; Lepidoptera; Pieridae.
UUAAAGUUGUUAUCGCUCAAGAUAUAGAAAGGCACUUUGAGGUAUGUUUUCUUCGGUCAUCUUAAAGUCACAACAUUUAUAGUGUAAUGAUAAAAUAAGGCCUAUUAAUAUCGCACCUAACAAUUAACUUAAAAUGAUACACGUAUGUUAUUCAAAAAUAUAUUGUUAUUUGAGGGUAGGCUGGAAUAUGCAACAAAAAGUGUUCUUAGCAGUCAAGUUGUGACGUGAUUACGCGCUGGACGCAUAUAACGGUUGCAUUGUAAUAAAUUGCUGUUACACAAAGACCUCGUCCUAUAGUAAUAUUAACCUAGGAAAAUGGAAGUCACCGAUCAGAAUAAAGGCUCGAAAAAGUAUAUUUCAAAAAUACCUGUGCCAAAGAAAAGUUUAAAAAAGGACUCACGGCAGCCAUUGAAAACAUUAUUGGAUUUAGAUUCAAACGUCUCAACAAAUAUACAAAAUUCAAUCAAUGAAAAGAGGAAAGGGUUACGAAAAUCAAAUAGUUUUUCCAUAGCUGAUACGAGAUUUGUAACAGUGAGACACAGUGAAGAUGUUAAUCGGGGCUUCAGUGUUUUUAAUGAUAGCGAUAAUAAAGAAAAUGCCACAAAUAAAAAGGAGUUGACUCCAUCAACGUUGCCAAGGAACAACCGUGUUAAGAAUAUAAAGAAAAGUUUGAAAAGACCACACAGUCGAGAACUGCAAGGUGUGGUAUCUGUCGCCAGGUCUCUAUCGUUUACCGAAGAAGUUCUUAUUCCAAAGCGCCUUCUAUAUAACUCAAAUGUAAACACUCAUAUAUUUUCCUGUGAUGCGACGUGUAAUCGUGUUUAUGGAAUGGAUAUAUUCACAUAUUUAUUAGAAAAAGAGGAAAAGACACCGUAUCCAAAUUUCUUAAUUGUGAUAAAAAACCGGGCGUUCGCAUUGAAUUGGCUUGUAGAUAUAAACGGUACAGGUGACCCAGCCGUCAUUCAAACAGCAGCGUGGUACUUCGAUACAGUGUUGGCACUACGCAAGCUAAAAGACAUUGACCUUCCUGUCGCAAUAACUGCAUGUUUCUGGAUAUCAAGAAAGAUCCAUGGUAAAGUUUGCACAGCACGCGCACUUGUCGUGAAGUCUGGUGGCGUUUUUGAUGCCGAUCAUCUAUGUAUCGUUGAAAAAAGGAUUUUGCGCCUGCUGAAAAUUCCACGUCAGCCCGUUGUUCCUCAAGAAUUUAUAACAUAUUUAGCCUGGUGGUGUAACAAUCAGCACCCAGAGGAGAUUAUGUUGUCUGCCACAUUCAUAUGUCUUUGCGCAAUGACUCUUAAUCUGGAUAUGUGCAAUGAGUACCCUUCAGUUAUCGCUGCAGCGGCUAUCAGAACUGCAUUAUUAUUACUAAAGCAACAACAUUUGUCAGAGAAACUUCGAGGAUCUUUUGUGUACCAAGCUGCUAUAAUGAAAGACGACAAUAUAAUAGAAGUCUGUAUUGCACAAAUCGAAACCCUGAAAAUGUUAUUUACUGAUGAUUUUGAGUUUACCGCAACCAAAAAACUAUUUAAGAACGAUUUAAGUAUUUUAGAGAGAUUGAAGAAUGAAUUGAAUUAUUUGUAUCAUACAGGGGGUGAGGGCAUUGUCAGGGCAUUUUUAAUGUAUUAAUAUUAUAGUUCUAAAUGUAUAAAUUAUUAAUUGUUUUAGUUGGGUUAUUACCAUAGAUUUAAGAUAAUUAAUAAUUAAAGGUCUGCGUACAAUAUUUUUAUGAUAAGUCUUUGUUUUGCUAAUUUUAAAAGCAGAAAGCGACUUGUUCAAAAUCAAGGUAGAACUAGUUAUUAGUUAAAAACUGGUCAAAUGAUUAAAAGCUUUAGAAACACUAUUAAGAGUACCGACAUUUUAAAAAUGUAAUAAAUUAUAAA